This is a messenger RNA of Scutellospora calospora, 441 nucleotides long. The record is from the annotation of a GenBank genome assembly. NCBI's taxonomy places the organism in Eukaryota, Fungi, Glomeromycota, Glomeromycetes, Diversisporales, Gigasporaceae.
AUGGUAGCAGUAGGUGUAGAUGCAGAUGUUAUAGCAGUAGCAGUAGUAGUAGUAGAUAUAGGUGCAAAUGCGAUAUUAGUAGUAGUAGUAGUAGCAGAUAUUGAUGCAGGAGAUAUAGUAGCAGUAGUAGUGGUAAAUGUAGGUGCAGGUGUGAUAUCAGUAGUAGUAGAUGUAGGUGUAAUAUCAGUAGUAGUAGUAGAUGUAGGUACAGAAGAUAUAGUAGUAGCAGAUAUUGGUGCAGUAGCAAUAGUAGUAGCAGAUAUUAGUGCUGUAGCAGUAGUAGUAACAGAUAUUGGUGCAGUGGCAGUAGUAGUAGUAGAUGUAGAUGUGAUAUUAGUAGUAGUGGUAGAUAUAAGUGCAGGAAUGGAUGAAGUUGUAAUAGAAUUAUCAGCUUCAGAGUUCAAUAUAAAAUCAAUGGAGCUAGCUUGUCAAGACAUUUGA